This is a messenger RNA of Humulus lupulus (European hop), 2172 nucleotides long. Its product is annotated as allene oxide synthase 1, chloroplastic-like. The record is from RefSeq and is a predicted model, not a curated record. Gene Ontology annotation, biological process: sterol metabolic process; jasmonic acid biosynthetic process. Gene Ontology annotation, molecular function: heme binding; monooxygenase activity; iron ion binding. Gene Ontology annotation, cellular component: chloroplast envelope; chloroplast thylakoid membrane. The transcript has a single exon. Lineage: Eukaryota; Viridiplantae; Streptophyta; Magnoliopsida; Rosales; Cannabaceae. Bases 204 to 1781 code for a protein of 525 amino acids.
AUAAAUAUAGCAAUCAAGGUUGAGACUCUCAACCCUUCUUAUCAACUCAAUAAUUUUCUUUAUUGAUAAAAUAAAAAAAAAUCCUCAUUCCUAUUUUUACUUCACUCUAUUUUUCCUCACAUACCCUUCAUCCUUCUUCCUCAAUAAAAUAAAUAAAUAAAGCUCGUCACCGUCGCCGACUUAGAGCUCUUAAACACUCACAAAUGGCAUCCACUUCUCUUGCUUUCCCUUCUUUACAACCGCAGUUUGGAUUAUCCAGAAAACAUAGUAACAGUUCUAACCGCCGACGUCUCGUUGUUCUUCCAAUCUCUGCCUCCGUUUCCGAGAAACCUUCUGUUCCCGUUCAACCGCCCAAAGUUCCGGCCACCGCUUCCAACAAACUUCCCACUAGAAAAAUCCCAGGAAACUAUGGUCUCCCUUUUAUUGGUCCAAUUUUUGAUCGGUUGGACUUUUUUUAUAAUCAAGGAAGAAACGAGUUCUUCAAAUCGCGGGUCCAGAAAUACCAGUCAACGGUUUUCAGAACCAAUAUGCCUCCAGGUCCAUUUAUCGCUUCCAACCCUCGUGUCGUCGUCUUACUCGACGGAAAGAGUUUUCCGGUUCUGUUUGACGUCAGCAAGGUUGAAAAGAAGGACCUUUUCACAGGAACGUAUAUGCCCUCCACUGAACUCACGGGCGGUUACAGAAUCCUAUCGUAUCUGGACCCGUCGGAGCCCAAACACGCCAAGCUUAAGAGCCUUCUCUUCUUCAUGCUCAAGGCUCGUCGCGACAUGGUGAUUCCAGAGUUCCAUUCCACUUACACGGAGCUUUUCGAGACCUUAGAAAGUGAUCUUGCCGCUAAAGGGAAGACCAACUUCGGCGACGCCAACGAUCAGGCCGCGUUUAAGUUUUUGGGUCGGGCUCUGUACGGGGUUAACCCGGCCGAUACUAAACUCGGAUCCGACGGUCCAAAGUUGAUCCAGAAAUGGGUGGUGUUCAAUCUUCACCCCAUUCUCGUUUUGGGUCUUCCCAAACUGAUUGAAGAACUGGCGAUCCACAGCUUCCGACUCCCAUCAUUCUUGGUGAAAUCCGAUUACCAGAGACUCUACGAUUACUUCUACGAAGCAGGGAGUUACGUCCUUGACGAAGCCGAGAAAAUGGAAAUCUCGAGAGAAGAAGCAUGUCAUAAUUUGAUAUUCGCCACGUGCUUUAAUACCUUUGGCGGAAUGAAGAUCCUCUUCCCCAAUAUGCUCAAGUCGAUCGGACGAUCCGGGAUCAAACUCCACACCCAAUUGGCCAAAGAGAUCAGAGACGCUGUCAAAUCCAACGGAGGGAAAGUUACGAUGGCUGCCAUGGAACAGAUGCCCUUGAUGAAGUCCGUCGUGUACGAAUCAUUCCGAAUCGAACCACCAGUCCCGUUGCAGUACGGAAAAGCCAAGAAGGAUCUGGUGAUCGAGAGCCACGACGCUGCUUUUGAGGUCAAAGAAGGAGAAAUGUUAUUCGGGUUCCAACCGUUUGCGACCAAAGACCCGAAGAUAUUCGACCGACCCGAGGAGUUCGUUCCGGAUCGGUUCGUGGGCGAGGGCGAGAAGCUUUUAAAGUACGUGCUCUGGUCAAACGGGCCCGAAACAGAGUCUCCCUCGGUGGACAACAAGCAGUGUGCUGGGAAGGACUUCGUGGUGAUGUUCGCGAGGCUGUUCGUGGUUGAGUUAUUUCUUCGUUACGACUCUUUCGAUGUCGAAGUAGGAACUUCACCGUUGGGGGCUGCCAUUACUUUGACUUCACUGAAAAGAGCAAGCUUCUGAGUUUUGGAGAGUUCUUUCAUCUACGAUCCCACCCACCCGGUGACCCCUAUCGUAUCACACCAGUGAUUUUUUCUGUUAUUUUCAGGGGUAAAGUUGCCAAAAUAAAAAAUAAAAAAUAAAAAAUAAAAAUAAAAAAUCUUUAGUGGAGGAUUAGAGGUGGGGUCAGCGUGGUCCACUUCUGUAGUGGACUUUUAAUUUCACGACGACGAUGAUGAUGAGAUAUAUGUACGCUGUUACAUCUUCUUAUGUUUCUCUUUUUAAAUUAUAUCAGUAUAUCUUAGCUAACCCUAUUCCCACCAUAUGGUAUAGUAUAAGGGAAUAUCUCUGUCUUUUGUAUAUUUUUUUUUCUUUCAGUAAUGUAUUAUUCAUCUGACGCCUUAGAUUUGCUUUA